CUACCAAAUAGAAAUAGGGUUACAUAGUAGUGGCACGUUAUUUGUAAUUAAAAUAUAUUAAUAAUAAAUAUAAAAUGUUUAAUGAAGCUGUCAACUUGGCUGACAUCUUUCGCGGUGGCUUGCCCUAUUGUCUUCUUCUAACUUUGCCGAUAUUAAUAAUUUGCUCGCCAGGUCAUGCUAGUGAAUUUCAAGUUAUGUCAAUGAUAAAAUUUGAUGUAAAUGGCGAAUAUCUUGGUUCUCGAUCUUCAGCUAUAUCCCUAGAAGCUAAAUCGUUGUAUACUUGGAGUACAGGUCGACAUUGUGUUCUAGCAAGGUUACUCGAUAUUUCCAUAAACGAUUUAAACAAAAUCCGGCAGAAGGCUGGGGGUCUUAUUAUUAUGUUGCCACAAGAUGUCCAAUCUUUGAGCAAUGAACUGAAGGAUCAAGUUUUAAUGAUGGAACAGCAUAUGCUUACACAAUCCAUUCCCAUUCCAGUACAUUUUGCACCUUUCAACAGAGAGUUAGACCUUAUUAUAAAUGAUAUCACAUCAACAGCUAUUGAUAAUGAGAUCAGAAACAAAACUGCCCUUGUACAACUGCUAUUAUCAGUCAAUGCAAAUGGCUACCAUGUUACUGUAGAUGGUCAAAAUAAUUUGGCAAAUAAAAACAGUAAAUUGCCAGUUAUUCAAGGCGAAUCUUUCCCAAAUCAGUUUGUUCUGCAACACAUUGACAGUACUGGAGAAGGAAAUGGCUUACCGCUUAUUUUAAUAACAGCAAAUUUAAAAACCUUUGGAGUAAUUAAUGAUUAUCCCUUAAAUGCUGAUUCCGCGGUGUUAAUGGCACUUAUAGAAAUGUUUAGCAAGCUACAUACCACUAUGGGUACGAUACCAAAAUACCGCUUGGGAUUCUUGCUUUCAGAUUCUGGAUUGUUACUCAAUUUUCAGGGAUCGAAAAAAUGGCUAGAAAUGGAUGACAAUAUAGCUUUACAGAAUGUUGAGUUUGUUUUAUGUCUGGAUACUAUAACUCAAAGCUUAAUAAACAAUCAACCGAAUGUGUUAUACAUGCAUGUUUCAAAACCGCCAAAAGAAAAAACUUCUAUAAGCAAUUACUUUAAGCUUCUUAAGUCAGUCGCUGGUCAUUACUCUGACAACCUAACCGUUGAGGGAGUUCAUAAAAAAAUAAACCUGGCCGAUUCGAAAUUAUCAUGGGAGCAUGAGCGUUUCUGUAUGAAGCGAUAUCCAGCGUUUACAUUAUCUUCGGCGAAAUCACCAGGAAGUCCAUUUCGAACGACAAUGUUUAAAAACAAUGAAUCGUAUAUAGUGGAGAAACUAAUUACUUCCGUGAAGAUCCUUGCCGAGUCGCUUGCUUGCUAUAUGUAUAAAAUAGAUCCAUUCUCUGAUAUUUUUAAGGGACAUGCUGUAAUUACUGAAGAUAAUAUUCGACCAUACCUUGGAUUAAAAUCGAUUUUGCAAAAUAACGACAUCAGGGAUGGGUUUGAAAAGUACCUAAAAAAUGUUAAAAUAUUUUAUGACAAGCCAGAUGAACGUGAGCCUGACUUCAUGUUUUAUAACAGCAUUGAUGCAAAACUUAGUAUUUAUCGCGUUAAGCCAGCUAUAUUUGAUCUUUUUCUAACUAUUGCUAUAUCAAGUUACCUCUCGGCUGUGUAUUUUGUAAUUCAGUUUUUCCCCAGAUUUUAUGUCCUAAUAUCGACAAGUACAAACAGUUUUAUUGGACGUUCUAUUAGAACAUCACCGACCGCCUUAAAACGAAAAUAAA
Molecule: messenger RNA, 1755 nt
Organism: Drosophila virilis
Lineage: Eukaryota; Metazoa; Arthropoda; Insecta; Diptera; Drosophilidae
Product: BOS complex subunit ncln
Biological process (GO): regulation of signal transduction
Cellular component (GO): endoplasmic reticulum membrane
Source: RefSeq, a predicted model, not a curated record